CACACACACACACACAUUCACGCACAAACACUCUGAGACGUACACUCAGCCAGUCUGUAGCAGCCUGAGGGACGGACACAGAAAACACAGCGACACCAGACUUUGCGGCCACAGAAGCUCUGAACAACACUACAGAUGGGGCCUGGAUUGUUUUGGAACUUCCCUCCCAAGGCUGGCUGCACGGUUCCACAAAGCCUCCUGCAGACCAUGUUGCUGUCCAGGAUGGCGGGGAUGAAGGAGCAGCAGUUCACGGAGGAGAAGCCCCUGCUGCCGGAGCAGAGAGGAGUGGACUCAGACAUGCAGGAUAAAGGAGAGGAGGCAUCAGGGGGGCUCCAGGGCCCCACCGCCCCCGCGCCUCUUAACAACCCCCCUCCCCCCAGUCGCUCCACUCACCGCUGGCAUGUCUUCGCACGGCACUGGCUCCGCCAGACCCGCCGUCGGACCAGCGGGGUCCUCCCGGAAAGCUGUGAACAGCUGAUGCCACCAGGUGACUGGAAGGAACAUGAUGUUGAGACCCCUUAUGGGAUGCUGCAUGUGGUGAUCCGAGGGGCACCCAAGGGAAACAAGCCUGCUAUCCUCACCUACCACGACGUGGGACUGAACCACAAGCUGUGCUUCAACGCUUUCUUCAGUAAUGAAGACAUGCAGGAGAUCACCAAGCAUUUUGUGGUGUGCCACGUCGAUGCCCCGGGACAGCAGACUGGAGCGUCGCAGUUCCCACAAGGGUACCAGUACCCCACCAUGGACCAGCUGGCUGGCAUGCUGCCCACUGUUGUGGAGCACUUUGGAUUCAAGAGCAUCGUUGGAAUCGGUGUCGGAGCUGGAGCUUAUAUUCUGGCCAAAUUUGCUCUGAUCUUCCCUGACCUGGUAGAGGGUUUGGUUCUGCUCAACAUCGACCCCAAUGGCAAGGGAUGGAUUGACUGGGCUGCUACCAAGCUGUCAGGUCUGACCAGCACUUUGCCAGAUACGGUGCUGCCACAUCUUUUCAGCCAGGAGGAGCUGGUGAGCAACACAGAGCUGGUGCAGAGCUACAGGCAGCAAAUCAACAACAACAUCAACCACUUCAACCUGCAGCUUUUCUGGAACAUGUACAACAGUCGGAGGGACCUGGAGAUGAACCGCAGUGGGACAGUGCUUAACGCCAAGACCCUGAAGUGUCCUGUGAUGUUGGUUGUUGGAGACAAUGCGCCUGCAGAGGAAGGAGUGGUCGAGUGUAACUCCAAACUGGACCCAACCAACACCACCUUCCUGAAGAUGGCUGACUCUGGUGGACUGCCCCAGCUCACACAGCCCGGCAAACUGACAGAAGCCUUCAAGUACUUCCUGCAGGGGAUGGGCUACAUCGCUAAUGUGAAGGAUCGGAGGUUGAGUGGAGGGCCAGUGCCCUCAGCCAGUAUGACCCGCCUAGCUCGCUCCAGGACGGCUUCCCUGACCAGCGGCGGCUCCGUGGAGGGAUCCCGCUCACGAGCCUGCACCCACUCUGACAGCACCGAGGGAGUCGGCGCAGUCGCCCAUACCAUGGAGGUGUCCUGCUGAGAAACCACAGGAAGAAAGAGGGAGGGAGGAAGUAGAGGGAUGGAGAGAGAAACAGUGAGGCAGACUGUGCAAACAAGAGCUGGAGUAGGGGGUUUAUAAGGAUUGAAGGUGUGAGAGAGGUAGUCAGGCUUGAUGGAGAGGGAUAGUAAUAUUUGAAGACAGCUCUCUUUGUCUUCAUCUACGUCCUCCGGAUCCCCGUGUCUGCCAUUUUCUUCCCUCCACUGUAAAAUUCCAUAUGUAACGCUACUUUAACACCCUAAACACAUUUAAAUAUCCACCUCAAUUUCCUUUCUCCCACAACUCAAUGAUUUAGCAUUUACUCUUGAAGUGUCAUUCUUGUGUUUGCUGAGUGUGGCCUCAUUCUUUGCUUGCACCCUUUCUAACCUCCCACCCCCCAAACACACAAAACAGUAAUUCUGUCAACAGUCCAUACAGAAAUAUGCUGUAAAGAGCUAGUGAUGAAAUCUGGUACGAGCUGGUAAAAGUGCAGGACAUAGCAACGAGAGCAGUACUUUUAUGGGGUGUUUUCUGUUUUUAUGUGACAGAUUGUGAGCAUCUCUCUCUGUGAUGUUUGAGAGUCACGCGGGGGUGUGUCCAGAAUUAGGCAGACGGCAGAACACAGCGUGUCGUAGCCGAGUGCACCUGUAGCGCUUAGAGAGGAUUUGUAAGCAUAGUUAGAGCUCACAACGCUGCUUUAAAGCUGCACUUGGUAAGAUCUUAUUUCAAACAUGUGAACUAUAAUUAGAUUGAAACAGCGCGAUAUCAUCAGCAUAUGCUUAGACUUAUCUCCAGUGAUGCAUUUACAUUAAAAUAUUAAAUAGGUUUAUAACAGCUCAAACUUUGAAAUAAUAAGCUAUCUGUCAGGCUGUCUGUGCUUCUGCAUGUGUAGUAUCUGAGACAUAUUCUGAGGCUCAUUACCUCAAAACAAGAAAUUACACACAGGCCGCCGGUCACAAGCGCACCAAAACCAAGCCACUACACCACCAGGGAGCUUUAUCUGUUUAUCUGCUUUAUCUUCUUCUUUUUGCCACAAUAAUAUUUACAUGAGUGUCUUUGAGUCAUCUUGAUUUUGCGUGAGAAGACAAUCUGGAGCUGUUUGGUAUCAAAUGAGCCAAAAAUUAUUUAAAAACAUCAAAUCCAACGUAGCCAAUGUAGCAGCAAAGUUGUUGUGAAGCACUUGAAAAACACCUUCUGUGAAAUCAAGUGAGCCUGAAACUAUUAAUAUCUUACACUGUAAAACAUGUAAAUGCUUAAUAAAGACGGUGGAAAAUGCACCCAUAUGAGCAAAAUACUUAUAUAUAGUUUGCAAACUGAGGAAUAUUAAUGUAGCUAUAUGAGCUUGAAGUGCAGAUUAACCUGUUUGUGUUAACAAGGAACUUGUCAGAAAGCUAGCAUUUAAAUUUCAAUUACAUUUAAAAAGUCGUUAAUUCAUAGAAAGACCCUUUACACUCCCAUCACGAGCAGGGCCGGCAAGGGAACAUGAUGUUACAUCAGCUCCAAAAUUUCGCUUGGAGCGACAUUAGCGUAAUAAACCAGAGUGCAGCUUUAAGCCGCGUGUCAUCUCACAUUUCUCAGACAAUCCACUGCAUAAUACUAGAAUAGAAGAAGUAUUUAUUAACAUGUAUAUGCAUGUGAAUGUGAAAGUAAUCUUAGGGCAUUCUAGUAUGUAAUUAGUUUCUAGUAUUAGGGCAUUCUUCAUUAGCACCUUACAUGUGGCUAGUUAAAUAGAGCCAUGGAUGCAAACACCUUCAUCAGCCUGCAGCUGUAGUGCAUGGAUGUGGUUUUCGCCAUAGGCAGCUCUUUGUGGUCUCUUAACAUGACAAUCACAGCCUGACUCAAACCAAACUUGACCCGGGAGGGGAGCUGAGGCAGGAUCAGGCUAGCCCGACAAGCUCUCGUUUCUGGGUCGGCAUCACAGAAACUUGCCUUCCCUUACAGCAUCCAGCCCCUCUUUGUGGAUAUACCAAAGCUACCCACCCACACAAACACACACACCCACACACACACACACACACACACACAUUUUCGCACAUCUACUGAAGUGAAAGCUGCGUGGGCUGGAUUUUGUAAUGGAAAAAAGCAAUACACAAAAUUCACAUGCAAGAUGGAAUUCAUUGCUAUGUGGUUAGUGGUUGUUUUGAUGUGCUGUGAAGCCACGAUCUCACCGGUGUAGUGCAACAUAGUGAGUAUAUAUGUGUAGUUUUAGACUAGUGCAACUGUGUGCUGCAAUCUGCUGUAAUCCUGGACCACCUUAAUAGCGAUCAGGGAUGGGCUCCCUUGGAUUUUAGCUCACUAAUGUACAGUAUUCAUGUACCAUAGUCACCUUCGUCUGCUUUCAGUUUUUCCGGAAAACCCUUUGGUCCCCUGUCAGAAGGGGCGUAGCUUCCAAUUGCUGAGGUGUGCACUUCCCUGAGGCAGCCUGUAAGGGGCGGGGCUUUUUUGGCGCCAUUUGGGCUCCAAGCUCGGAAUGUAGGGCAACCCCCAGCCACUUAAAAAAAAACAAAAAACAAAACCCCUCCCUCUAAAAAAAAAAAAAAAAAAAAAAAAAAAAUCACAAGGUGCCCCGGCUCUCACAGGCAAACCCAGUUGCACCCUAAAGGGCUAUCAGCUGAAGUCACUUUUUAAGAUGUCGGUAGUGUUUUAGUCAUAGUUGUGAGCACCAGGGGGCCCUAAAAAGCAACAGGCUGGGAAUGAAAAUGAAAAAAUGCUAUAUCUGUGUAAAGAGGAAGGGAAAAGAUCAUUACCAAAACACAGAGAGAGAUUCUGACCUGAAACAUGGCUGAAUGAAUGUUAAAGGAAAAGAAUGUGAAUUCGUUUAAGCUGGAUAGAUUGUUGAAUUGCUUGAAAUAUUCAGUAAUGGUCUCAAAACGUGGAAAACAGGGAUCAGAUCAAAGACGUUCUUAUAGAAUCUCAUCGGCCAACUUCACAAAAACUCAAGGUUGCAUGUAGCAGAUUUUGUGAUCAUUUUCACUGUUUCUUCUGUUCACUAAGCUAUUUUCUGCCAUCCUCCUACAUGACUCAAACUGCCUGGGGGGGCUCCUGAAUGUAUCUUGUCCCUUUUUGAAGUGCUGUACAGUAUUGUCGACCCACACCUCAUCCUCACUAUGUUUUCCAUUUCUUUUAUCUUUGACAUUUAACCCUGUACAUGAAAACCCAUCUCCUAUCUGCUCCUUCCUCUUCGAGGUCUUUAAAUAGUGAAGUUGAAUUGUGAAAGUCCACAGGUCCUGUAAGCUAGCGCUGGAUCAGUUUGUAUAGACCUUGGUCCUCCUUGCACUUGUAGAUACUUUUUAUUUAUAGAGCAGGUUACCCCAACCGAGCACUCUAACAUUACCGUAUUGUGCAAAAAUGUACUUCUUUUCCUCUUCUCUUGGAGAUUUUUUUUAAAGACAACAAUAGGGUGUAACCUCUUCUUGGUAUUUUAUUGGUUCAUGUGCUAACACUAUUUCUCUUCUUACUGCCAUUAUGACCAAUUUGUAUUAAGCAAUAAGUUCUUUUUUCUCAUUUGGAUCGUUUCAUAUUGUGGGAGUCUUCCCUCUGAGCUUGUUUCUAUUCACAACAGUAGGACUCUUACCGGCUUCGUUGUCAUCCAGAUGUGUACUGUAAAGUUUAAAUAUAUUAUAUAAAUACAUAUACAAAGUAAACUGUCUCUGUCAAUGUACUGAUCAAGUAACAAGUGAGAAAUAAAGACUUUACGUCAGAAUUUGA
Messenger RNA from Oreochromis aureus, 5241 nucleotides. RefSeq names its product NDRG family member 4 (gene ndrg4). Gene Ontology annotation, biological process: brain development; signal transduction; positive regulation of ERK1 and ERK2 cascade. The record is from RefSeq and is a predicted model, not a curated record. The transcript has 19 exons. Bases 136 to 1536 code for a protein of 466 amino acids. Gene Ontology annotation, cellular component: cytoplasm. Lineage: Eukaryota; Metazoa; Chordata; Actinopteri; Cichliformes; Cichlidae.